Branchiostoma floridae (Florida lancelet) is the source of this 15199-nucleotide messenger RNA. RefSeq names its product cytoplasmic dynein 1 heavy chain 1-like. Gene Ontology annotation, molecular function: dynein intermediate chain binding; ATP hydrolysis activity; minus-end-directed microtubule motor activity. Gene Ontology annotation, cellular component: dynein complex. The record is from RefSeq and is a predicted model, not a curated record. The coding region runs from base 244 to 14205 and encodes 4653 amino acids. The transcript has 86 exons. NCBI's taxonomy places the organism in Eukaryota, Metazoa, Chordata, Leptocardii, Amphioxiformes, Branchiostomatidae. Gene Ontology annotation, biological process: microtubule-based movement.
GCAAGGUAUGCCGGACGGGCAGGGUAGUACCAGACGGGACGUCAUCCGUCCUGAGCUGGAGGCCCUGAUAUUGGGCUGGGGAACGAGAGAGGUUGUUCAAGUUUCCAGGCAUUUUUGGUUUGUUACGCGUUAGUGUCACACUUAACCAAGUGAUAAGCAGCCAACUUGGGUGUCUGUUCUUGGUUGUUUAGGCGCUUGGCCGUGUAGCGCACCAGUCGCCGGUGGGCGCGCUCUGCCAUCAACAUGGCGGACACGGAAAGCGAAGGGGACAGGGGACAGAGCAGUGCCGUGGCCGCGGACCCGUCCCUGCUCGUCAGUCACCUCAGAAAGGUUGUCCCUCUUCUGCUGGAAGAUAGCGAAGCAGGGUCAGCAGCACUGAACGCAGCACUUGCCGACAAGGCCAGCAUUGACUGUCUGAAGAAGUUCGUCAGCGAUGCCCAGGUGCACACCUUGCUUGUGCAGCGAGCUGUUGCCAAAGAUGAUGGAGACGUCUCUGAUAGCAGCCCAGAUUCCGAUCAGGAAUUCAUCAGCUACAUAGUCACCACUCAUGUGCACUUCAAAAGCCAGAAGGUCACCAGUGUUGCAUUCAUCAAGCGUGGACCUGUUAUAGAGGCAGACAAGACCAUUGCCUCCCAGGUCCGUGUGAUGACACUCAGUGAUGGGUCGCCAUAUGAAACCUUGCAUGCCAUCGUCAGUAACUCUGUGGCGCCGUACUUCAAAUCGUACGUCCGUGAGUCUGGCAAAGCAGACAGGGAUGGAGACAAAAUGGCACCAUCUGUUGAGAAGAAGAUUGCAGAGCUGGAGAUGGGACUGUUACAUCUACAGCAGAACAUUGACAUUCCAGAAAUCACCCUCACCAUCCACCCCACUGUGGCUGGAAUUGUCAAGAAAGUCCAUGAGGAAGAGGGGCGCAAAGCCAACGUUUCUGACUUUGGUAAUCGGGUGGAAGACUCCACUUUCCUCAACGCUCUACAGCAUGGGGUCAAUCGCUGGAUCAGGGAGAUACAGAAGGUUACAAAACUGGACCGUGACCCAGCCUCAGGCACUGCGCUGCAGGAGAUCAGCUUCUGGCUGAACCUGGACCGAGGCCUGCUCUCCAUCCAGGAGAAGCGAGAGAGCCCCGAGAUCCACCUCACACUGGACAUCCUGAAACAUGGCAAACGUUUCCAUGCCACCGUCAGCUUUGACACAGAUACAGGUCUUCAACAAGCCAUAGAUACAGUGAAGGACUACAACAACCUGAUGAGGGACUUCCCACUGAAUGAUCUGUUGGCCGCCACUGAACUGGACCGCAUCCGACUGGCUCUCACCGCUAUCUUCAGCCACCUCCGCAAGAUACGCAACACAAAAUACCCUAUUCAGAGGGCCCUGCGCCUGGUGGAGGCCAUCUCACGGGAUCUCAGCACACAGCUGUUGAAGGUUCUUGGGACCCGUCGACUGAUGCACAUCACACAUGAUGAGUUUGAGAAGGUGAUGGGGGCGUGCUUCGAGGUGUUCGGGUCGUGGGACGACGAAUACGAGAAGCUGCAGGGACUCCUGCGGGACCUGGUGAAGAAGAAGCGCGACGAGAGUCUGAAGAUGGUGUGGCGGAUCAACCCCGCCCACAAGAGGCUCCAGAUGAGACUGGACCAGAUGAGAAGGUUCCGUCGGCAGCAUGAGCAGCUGCGAGGUGUGAUCCUGCGUGUCUUGAGGCCGGCAGUCCAGGCCACAACCCCGACCAGUCCUGAGGGAGAGGCCUCCAGUCCUGUCAAAACUACCGAGUUCCUUCUGGAUGCAGCAGAUGCCAAUGCUAUUGAGGAGGUGAACCUUGCCUAUGAGAAUGUGAAGGAGGUGGAUGGGCUGGAUGUGUCUAAGGAAGGAACUGAGGCCUGGGAGGCUGCCAUCAAAAGGUACGAUGAGCGGAUUGAUCGCGUGGAGACCCGCAUUACGGCACGCCUGAGAGACCAGCUGGGCACAGCGAAGAAUGCCAACGAGAUGUUCCGCAUCUUCUCUCGCUUCAACGCCCUGUUCGUGCGUCCCCACAUCCGCGGAGCCAUCCGCGAGUACCAGACGCAGCUCAUCCAACGUGUGAAGGACGACAUCGAGUCACUGCAUGAUAAAUUCAAGGUGCAGUACCCCCACAGUAAGGCCUGCAGGAUGAGCAGGGUGCGAGACUUGCCCCCCGUGUCAGGCUCCAUCAUCUGGGCCCGCCAGAUCGAGCGCCAGCUGAGCGCCUACAUGCGUCGUGUGGAGGACGUCCUUGGGAAGGGCUGGGAGAACCAUGUGGAGGGGCAGAAGCUGAAGGCUGACGGGGACAGCUUCCGAGCCAAGCUCAACACUCAGGAACUGUUCGAUGAAUGGUCCAGAAAGGUUCAGCAGCGCCAGUUGGGAGUGUCUGGCCGGAUCUUCCAGAUCACUAGUGAAAGGGCCAAGGGUGGAAGGAACGUCUUGAAGCUUCGGGUCAACUUCUCCAAGGAGAUCAUCACUCUCUCCAAGGAGGUGCGGAACCUGAAGUGGCUGGGCUUCCGAGUCCCCCUGGCCAUUGUCAACAAGGCUCACCAGGCCAACCAGCUGUAUCCAUUCGCCAUCUCACUGAUUGAAAGUGUGCGCACUUACGAGAGGACAUGUGAAAAGGUGGAUGAGAGGCCCCAAAUCACCCUUCUUGUGGCCGGUUUGAGAAAGGAUGUGCAGGCCUUGCUGGCUGAGGGAAUGAAUCUGGUGUGGGAGUCCUACAAGUUAGACCCGUACGUCCAGCGGCUUGCUGAAGCAGUGUUCCAGUUCCAGGAGAAGGUGGAUGAUCUGCUGCUGAUUGAGGAGAAGAUAGACAUGGAGGUCAGGUCCCUGGAGACCUGCAAUUAUAAAGAAGAGACCUUCAAAGAGGUCCUGGAUCAUGUACAGAAAGCUGUGGACGACCUCAACCUGCACGCAUACUCCAACCUGCCACAGUGGGUGGCCAAACUGGACCAUGAGGUGGAGAAGAAGCUGGCUACGCGUCUCCAGGCUGGACUGAAAGCUUGGACGGAGGUGCUGCUGAAGGAGGGAGAUGAUGACCAGGCUAACCAAGACAUGGACAAUGAUGUCGCUCCUGCACACAAGCCUGGAGGAGACCCCAAACUACAGACCCUGCGGUACGAGCUGCGGCUGAUGAACCAGGUGAUCUACCUGGAGCCUCCCCUGGAGAACGUGCGGAUGCGGCUGUUCCAGCAGCUGCACGACUGGGAGCAGGUCAUCACCACCCUGCCGCGCAUACAGAGCUCUCGCUACCAGGUUGGGCUGGAGCGAGGCGAGUCAGAGAGAGAGACUACCUACCGUAACCUGCUGACCAAACUGCCUGACGGUCAACAUGCCAUGGACGUGGCUUUCCAAGCCAUCGAGGAUGUUGUUGUCAAGACGAAUGCCUAUGUAGCGUCCUGGCUGCAGUACCAGGCUCUGUGGGACCUAACCCCUGACCAGGUCUACAACCGAAUUGGGGAGGGCAUACAGCGAUGGGUCAAUGUCAUCGUUGAAGUCAAGCAGUCUCGGGCCACCUUUGACACCGCUGAGGUACGGAAGGAGUUCGGGCCAAUAGUGAUCGAGUUUGGCAAGGUCCAGUCCAAGGUCAACCUGAAGUACGACUCUUGGCACAAGGAGAUCCUGGGCAAGUUUGGGAGCAUGCUGGGAGAAUCCAUGGUCGAGUUCUAUGACACUGUCUCCAAGAGCCGGACUGAGUUGGAGCAACACUCUGUGGAAACAGCCAGCACUUCAGACGCUGUGAGCUUCAUCACUUAUGUCCAGUCCCUGAAGCGUAAGGUCCGCAACUGGGAGAAGCAGGUCGACGUGUACCAAAAUGGACAGAGAAUUCUGGAGAAACAGCGCUUCCAGUUCCCCUCGUCCUGGCUGUAUGUGGACAACAUCCUGGGAGAGUGGGGAGCCUUCACCGAGAUCAUGAAGAGGAAGGACUCUGCCAUCCAGACUCAGAUCGCCAGCCUGCAGAUGAAGAUUGUGGAGGAGGAUCACAGUGUGGAGACUCGCAGCACAGAGCUGCUGACAGACUGGGAGAAGAACAAACCCACGGAAGGUGGACAGCGUCCUGACAAAGCGCUCAAUGCUCUGGCAAUCUUUGAAGGGAAGUUCAGCCGUCUGAAGGAGGACAGAGACAACCUGGCUCGUGCCAAGGAAGCCCUGGAACUGCAAGAUCCCGGGAUGCUGAGUGCCUCUGAGGAGCGUGUGACCGUCGCUCUGGAGGAACUGCAGGACCUGAAGGGGGUGUGGUCGGAGCUGUCCAAGGUGUGGGAGCAGAUCGACCAGCUCAAGGAGACCACCUGGCUGUCUGUACAGCCAAGGAAGCUCCGCCAGUCACUGGACAACCUACAGACCCAGCUGAAGAACAUGCCGUCACGCCUGCGGCAGUACAGCUCCUACGACUACGUGUCCCGCGUCGUCAAGAGCUAUCAGAAGAUCAACAUGCUGGUUGUUGAGCUGAAGUCAGACGCGCUGAAGGAGCGCCACUGGAAGCAGCUGAUGAAGAGGCUGCGAGUGAAGUGGGUCCUGUCGGAGCUGACCCUGGGCCACAUCUGGGACGUCGACCUGCAGAAGAACGAGGGCAUCGUCAAGGACGUGAUCCUGGUGGCCCAGGGAGAGAUGGCGCUGGAGGAGUUCCUCAAGCAGGUGCGUGAGGCCUGGCAAACCUAUGAGCUGGACCUGGUGAACUACCAGAACAAGUGCAGGCUGAUCCGUGGCUGGGAUGACCUCUUCAACAAGGUCAAGGAGCACAUCAACAGCGUGGCGGCCAUGAAGCUCUCUCCCUACUACAAGGUGUUUGAGGAGGACGCUCUGUCCUGGGAGGACAAGCUGAACCGCAUCAACGCGCUGUUUGACGUGUGGAUCGACGUGCAGCGCCGCUGGGUCUACCUGGAGGGCAUCUUCGCUGGCAGCGCAGACAUCAAACACCUGCUGCCUGUGGAGACACAGCGCUUCCAGAGCAUCAGCACGGAGUUCCUGGGUCUCAUGAAGAAGGUUGCCAAGGCCCCCCUGGUGCUGGACAUCCUGAACAUCCCCGGGGUGCAGCGGCUGCUGGAGAGGCUGGCAGACCUGCUGGGCAAGAUCCAGAAGGCUUUGGGCGAGUACCUGGAGAGGGAGCGGUCCUCGUUCCCAAGAUUCUACUUUGUUGGUGAUGAGGACUUGUUGGAGAUCAUCGGGAACAGCAAGAACGUGGCACGGCUGCAGAAACACUUCAAGAAGAUGUUUGCUGGGGUGAACUCCAUCGUCCUGAACGAGGAUGCAACUAUUGUCAAGGGGUUGUCCUCCAAGGAAGGGGAGGAAGUGGUGUUUAGUUCUCCAGUGUCCAUCAAGGAGAACCCUAAGAUCAACGAGUGGCUGACCCUGGUGGAGCAGGAGAUGCGAGUGACCCUGGCCCGCCUGCUGUCCCAGUCCGUCACCGAGCUCAAGUCCCUGGGAGAGGGCGCCGUGGACCCGGCCAAGUACAUGCAGUGGGUGGACAAGUAUCAGGCCCAGCUGGUGGUGCUGUCUGCCCAGGUCUCCUGGUCGGAGGGUGUGGAGAAAGCUCUGACAACCAUCAACGGAGGCAGCGACCUGAAGCCCAUGAAGGCCAUGUUGGACUCCGUGGAGUCCACCCUCAACGUCCUGGCCGACUCUGUUCUGCAGGAGCAACCACCUGUGCGAAGGAAGAAGCUGGAACACCUGAUCACAGAGUUGGUGCACCAGCGUGACGUGACUCGUGCUCUGGUGAAGGACAAGGUCAACUCGCCCCUCAGCUUCAACUGGCUGUGCCAGAUGCGCUUCUACUACAACCCCCGCAACACGGACGUGCUUCAGCAACUCUCCAUCCACAUGGCCAACGCCAAGUUCAACUACGGCUUCGAGUACCUGGGAGUGCAGGACAAGCUGGUGCAGACUCCGCUGACAGACAGGCUGUACCUGACCAUGACACAGGCUCUGGAGGGACGCCUGGGAGGCUCUCCUUUUGGUCCGGCAGGAACUGGGAAGACAGAGUCUGUGAAGGCUCUCGGUCACCAGCUAGGUCGCUUUGUGCUGGUCUUCAACUGUGACGAGACCUUUGACUUCCAGGCCAUGGGACGCAUCUUUGUUGGUCUGUGUCAGGUGGGUGCUUGGGGCUGCUUUGAUGAAUUCAACCGGCUGGAGGAGCGAAUGCUGUCAGCUGUCUCGCAGCAGAUCCAGUCUAUUCAGCUAACACUGAAGGAAUCCACACAGGACUCCCAGAUCUCCGUGGAGCUGAUCGGGAAGCAGGUGAAGGUGAACCCAGACAUGGCCAUCUUCAUCACCAUGAACCCUGGCUAUGCCGGGCGCUCCAACCUGCCCGACAACCUGAAGAAGCUGUUCCGCAGCCUGGCCAUGACCAAGCCGGACCGGCAGCUCAUCGCUCAGGUCAUGCUGUACUCGCAGGGCUUCCGCACAGCAGAGAAACUGGCCAACAAGAUCGUGCCGUUCUUCAAGCUAUGUGACGAGCAGCUGUCUAACCAGUCCCACUACGACUUCGGGCUGCGUGCGCUGAAGAGUGUGCUGGUGAGCGCGGGAAAUGUCAAGCGUGACCGCAUCCAGCACAUCAAGGAGCUGAAGAAGGCGCAGGGAGAAGCCGUGGAUGAGGGAGCCAUUGCUGAGAACCUGCCUGAACAGGAGAUCCUGAUCCAGAGUGUGAUGGAGACCAUGGUGCCUAAGCUGGUAGCCGAGGACAUUCCCCUGCUGCACAGCCUGCUGUCGGACGUGUUCCCGGGGAUACAGUACACCAGGGCGGAGAUGAAGGCGCUCCGCACCGAGCUGACCAAGGUGUGCCAGGAGAUGCACAUGGUCUAUGGCGAGGGGGAGGAGAUGGGCACCAUGUGGGUGGAGAAGGUUCUGCAAGUGUACCAGAUCUCCCAGCUGCACCAUGGCUUGAUGAUGGUAGGACCCAGCGGAAGUGGGAAGAGCUCUGCCUGGAAGUGUCUGCUGAAGGCACUGGAGAGGCUGGAGGGAGUGGAAGGAGUGUCACAUGUCAUCGACCCAAAGGCUAUCAGCAAAGACCAUCUGUACGGCACACUGGACCCCAACACCAGGGAGUGGACAGACGGUCUGUUCACACACAUCCUCCGCAAGAUUAUUGACAACAUCCGUGGAGAGCUGCAGAAGCGACAGUGGAUCGUGUUUGACGGAGACGUGGACCCGGAGUGGGUGGAGAACCUGAACAGUGUGCUCGACGACAACAAGCUGCUCACCCUGCCCAAUGGAGAGCGUCUCAGCAUCCCGCCUAAUGUUCGCAUCAUGUUUGAGGUUCAAGACCUGAAGUACGCGACGCUGGCCACUGUGAGCCGCUGUGGCAUGGUGUGGUUCAGCGAGGACGUCCUGUCGACGGAGAUGGUGUUCGACAACUUCCUGUCUCGCCUGCGCAACAUCCCUGUGGAGGAGGGGGAGGAGGAGAGGACCUAUGGUCAGGAGGCAGACAAGGAGGAGGUCUCACCUGUCUUGCAGCUCCAGCGAGAUGUAGCCAACCUGCUGACCCAGUUCUUCACGUCCGAUGGGCUGGUGAUCAGGUGCCUGGAGUUCGCAGCCCAGCAGGAGCACAUCAUGGACUACACGCGCCUCAGGGCCCUGGGCUCGCUCUUCUCCAUGCUCAACGAGGCUGUCCGCAGUGUGCUGGCCUACAACCACUCCCAUCCAGACUUCCCUCUGACGUUUGACCAGCUGGAGAAGUACAUCCCUAAGACGUUGGUCCAUUCGCUGCUGUGGUCUCUGGUGGGAGAUGCCAAGAUGAAGGUCCGUGAGGAGAUGGGCACCUUCAUCAGAGGAGUCACCACCAUACCGCUGCCUCCCAACCCGAGUAUCCCCAUCAUUGACUUUGAGGUGAGCAUCACGGGAGACUGGCUGCCGUGGAAUGCCAAGGUGCCUCAGGUGGAGGUGGAGACCCACAAGGUGGCUGCCCCGGACGUGGUGGUGCCCACGCUGGACACCGUUCGCCACGAGGCCCUGCUCUACACCUGGCUGGCCGAGCACAAGCCCCUGGUACUGUGCGGACCUCCCGGCAGUGGCAAGACCAUGACUCUCUUCAGCGCUCUCCGUGCACUGCCUGAUAUGGAGCUGGGCUUACCAGCCAACCUGCAUGAGUUGGAGGUUGUUGGACUGAACUUCUCGAGUGCGACGACCCCGGAGCUGAUGCUGAAGACGUUUGAUCACUACUGCGAGUACCGGAGGACCCCCCACGGACUGGUGCUGUCUCCCAUCCAGCUGGGCAAGUGGCUGGUGGUCUUCUGUGAUGAGAUCAACCUGCCAGACAUGGACAAGUAUGGCACGCAGCGUGUCAUCUCCUUCCUGCGCCAGAUGGUGGAGCACGGAGGCUUCUUCCGCUCAGCGGACCAGCAGUGGGUCAAGUUCGAGAGGAUCCAGUUUGUGGGAGCGUGCAAUCCCCCAACGGACCCAGGCCGCAAGCCUUUGUCUCACAGGUUCCUACGUCACGUCCCUGUGGUGUAUGUGGACUACCCUGCAGCCCCCUCCCUCAUGCAGAUCUACGGCACCUUCAACCGUGCCAUGCUGCGCCUCAUCCCCACCCUGCGUACCUACGCAGAGCCUCUCACUAUGGCAAUGGUGGAGUUCUUCACUAUGUCACAGGAGAGGUUUACUCAGGACACCCAGCCACACUACAUCUACAGCCCACGUGAAAUGACCCGCUGGGUGCGAGGCAUCCUGGAGGCGCUGCGGCCCCUGGAGUCCCUCCCCGUGGAGGGGCUGGUGCGCAUCUGGGCCCACGAGGGCCUCAGGCUCUUCCAGGACAGGCUGGUGGAAGAGGAGGAGCGUCAGUGGACAGAUGAGAACAUCAACAUGGUGGCGCUCAAACACUUCCCCAACAUCGACCAGCAGAAGGCUCUGGGUCGCCCCAUCCUAUACAGCAAGUGGCUGUCAAAGGACUACGUACCUGUGGACAGGGAGGAGCUGCGAGAGUACACCAAGGCUCGCCUCAAGGUGUUCUAUGAAGAGGAGCUUGACGUGCCGCUGGUCCUGUUUAACGAGGUUCUGGACAACGUCCUGCGCAUCGACCGGAUCUUCCAGCAGCCACAAGGUCACCUGCUGCUGAUCGGAAUGAGCGGGGCUGGCAAGACGACCCUGUCGCGCUUCGUCGCCUGGAUGAACGGACUGACUGUGUAUCAGAUCAAGGUCCACAGGAAGUACAUGGCAGCAGACUUUGAUGAGGACCUGAGGAAUGUGCUGAGACGGUCGGGCUGUAAGGACGAGAAGAUCGCCUUCAUCAUGGAUGAGUCCAACGUGCUGGACUCGGGCUUCCUGGAGAGGAUCAACACUCUUCUGGCAAACGGAGAGGUGCCAGGACUGUUUGAAGGAGACGAGUACACCACCCUGAUGACCCAGUGUAAGGAGGGUGCCCAGCGGAACGGGCUGAUGUUAGACACCGGCGAGGAGCUGUACAAGUGGUUCACCCAGCAGGUCAUGAGGAACCUACACGUGGUCUUCACCAUGAACCCAUCCUCCCAGGGUCUGAAGGACCGGGCUGCCACGUCACCCGCCCUCUUCAACAGAUGUGUGCUGAACUGGUUCGGAGACUGGUCAGAGGGAGCCCUGUACCACGUCGGCCUGGAGUUCACCAGCAAGUUGGACCUGGAGCGGCCGGACUGGAAGCUGCCCGACUACAUCCCCCAGGCGUUCGAGGGGCUGCCUGACAUGCCGACCCACAGGGACAUCAUCGCCAACGCCUUCGUCUACGUGCACCAGACGCUGCACCAGGCCAACCAGAGGCUGAGCAAACGUGGCGCCCGCAUCAUGGCCAUCACACCUCGCCAUUACCUGGACUUCAUCAACCACUAUGUGAAACUGUACAACGAGAAGCGGUCUGACCUGGAGGAGCAGCAGCUCCACCUGAACGUGGGCCUGUCCAAGAUCCGGGAGACUGUGGAGCAGGUGGAGGAGAUGAGGAAGAGCCUGUCAGUCAAGAAGCAGGAGCUGGAGGCCAAGAACAACCUGGCCAACGCCAAGCUGAAGGAGAUGGUGAAGGACCAGCAGGAGGCUGAGAGGAAGAAGGUGAUGUCCAUAGAAAUCCAAGAGAAGCUGAAGACGCAGCUGGAACAGAUCAAGGUGAAGCGUGCGUAUGUGAUGGAGGACCUGGCCAAGGUCGAGCCCGCUGUGAUCGAGGCCCAGCAAGCUGUCAAGGGCAUCAAGAAACAGCAUCUGGUGGAGGUACGUUCCAUGGUGAACCCCCCUGCUGCAGUCAAGAUGGCCCUGGAGUCCAUCUGCCUUCUAAUGGGAGAACCCACAUCGGACUGGAAGGCCAUCCGUGGAAUUGUCAUCAGGGACAACUUCAUCAGCACCAUCGUCAACUUCCAGACUGAUGACAUCUCAGACAACAUUCGGGAGACCAUGGUGAGCAAGUACCUGUCCGAACCCAAGUACAACUUUGAGACUGUGGACAGGGCCAGCAAGGCCUGUGGGCCCAUGGUCAAGUGGGCAAUUGCACAGGUAAACUAUGCAGACAUGCUGCAGCGCGUGGACCCGCUGCGACAGGAGCUGCGCUCGCUGGAAGAGGAGGCCGACAGGAACAAGAUGGAGGGAGAGGAGAUGAACAGGCUGGUCCAGGAGCUCGAGAAGAGCAUCGCCAGGUACAAGGAGGAGUAUGCCGUGCUGAUCAGCCAGGCGGAGGCCAUCAAGGCCAGCCUGCUGGCUGUGGAAGAGAAGGUGACCCGUGCCACGGAUCUCCUGAGGAGCCUGGGUAUGGAGAGGGAGCGAUGGGAGGCCGGCAGCGUGUCCUUCAAGAACCAGAUGGCCACCAUCGUCGGAGACUGCCUGCUCUCCGCCGCCUUCCUGGCCUACGCGGGUUACUUCGACCAGCACAUGAGGCAGAGUCUGUUCAACUCCUGGUCGCACCACCUGCAGCAGGCCAACGUGAAGUUCCGCCCGGACAUUGCCCGCGUGGAGUACCUCUCCAACGCCGACGAGCGGCUGCGCUGGCAGGCCAACGCCCUCCCGGCCGACGACCUCUGCACAGAGAACGCCAUCAUGCUGAAGCGCUUCAACCGCUACCCGCUGAUCAUCGACCCGUCCGGGCAGGCCACGGCGUUCGUCAUGAACGAGUACCGGGAGAGGACCAUCACCAAGACCAGCUUCCUGGACGACGCCUUCCGCAAGAACCUGGAGAGCGCGCUGCGCUUCGGGAACCCCCUGCUGGUGCAGGACGUGGAGAGCUACGACCCCAUCCUCAAUCCCGUGCUGAACCGCGAGGUCCGACGCACCGGGGGCCGCGUGCUCAUCACGCUGGGAGACCAGGACAUUGAUCUGUCGCCUUCCUUCACCAUCUUCCUGUCCACCCGGGAUCCCACCGUGGAGUUCCCCCCGGACAUCUGCUCCAGGGUGACCUUCGUGAACUUCACGGUGACCCGCAGCAGUCUGCAGAGCCAGUGUCUGAACGAGGUCCUGAAGGCAGAGCGGCCGGACGUCGACGAGAAGAGAUCCGACCUGCUGAAGCUGCAAGGUGAGUUCCACCUGCGUCUGCGCCAGCUGGAGAAGUCCCUGCUCCAGGCCCUGAACGACGUGAAGGGCAAGAUCCUGGACGACGAUCGCAUCAUCACCCACCUGGAGACUCUGAAGAAGGAGGCCGCGGAGAUCACACGCAAGGUUGAGGAGACAGAUGCGGUGAUGGCUGAGGUGGAUCGCGUGUCCCAGCAGUACCAUCCCCUGGCAGCAGCCUGCAGCAGCAUCUACUUCACCAUGGACUCCACUCACCAGAUCCACUUCCUGUACCAGUACUCCCUGCAGUUCUUCCUGGAUAUCUACCACGCAGUCCUGUAUGAGAACUCCCACCUUCAGGGGGUGACAGACUACAUGGCUCGCCUCAACGUCAUCAUCAAGGACCUCUUCCAGGAGUCGUUCAAGCGCGUUGCCCGAGGCAUGCUGUUCAAGGACAGGGUCACCUUUGCUGUGCUGCUGGUGCGCAUCUUCCUGAAGGGAGUUGUGGACGAGCCGACGGAGUACGAUGCAGAGUUCCAGCACCUGCUGCGCGGGAAGGAGACGGUGGUGAAGAGCCAUGAGCUGCCAAUCAUCGAGGGACUGGCCACAGAACAGCUGGAGAGCAUGAUGCGCCUGACCCACCUGCCCUCCUUCAGUAACCUGGCCGUCCGUGUCCAGGCCGAGGACGCCUUCUCCUCCUGGGUGGAGUCGGUCACUCCGGAGGUGGACGUUCCUGUGCUGUGGGCUGAUGACGACACGCUCACUAAGACUGGGCGCGACAUGCAGCGACUGCUGGUGAUCCAGGCCUUCCGUCCGGACCGCCUGCGGGCCAUCACCCACAGGUUCGUGCAGACCGUGAUGGGAGACUCUUUCAUGCACUGUGCCGAGCAGGAGCUGGACCUGGCUGCGACUGUGGAGAAUGAGAUCAAGUCCAACACCCCCCUCCUGCUGUGCUCUGUACCCGGCUACGAUGCCAGCGGACAUGUGGAGGAUGUGGCAGCUGAGCUGGGCAAGGGUCUGACUCCCAUUGCCAUCGGGUCUGCUGAAGGAUUCAGCCUGGCCGACAAAGCCAUCAACACUGCCACCAAGUCUGGAAGGUGGGUGCUGUUGAAGAACGUCCAUCUGGCUCCCCAGUGGCUGGUGCAGCUGGAGAAGAAGCUCCACUCACUCACACCGCACCGCGACUUCCGCCUCUUCCUCACCAUGGAGAUCAACCCCAAGGUGCCGGUGAACCUGCUGCGUGCCGGCCGUGUGUUUGUGUUUGAACCUCCUCCUGGUGUGAAGGCCAACCUGCUGGGGACCUUCAGCACCAUCCCUGCUGCACGCAUGUGCAAGGCGCCUGGCGAGCGAGCACGGCUGUACUUCCUGCUGGCCUGGUUCCACGCUGUGGUGCAGGAGCGGCUCCGCUACGCUCCCCUGGGAUGGUCUAAGUGCUACGAGUUCAACGAGUCGGACCUCCGCUGUUCCUGCGAUACGCUGGACACCUGGAUCGAAAUGGCUGCAAAGGGUCGAGCUAACCUCCCACCAGACAAGGUGCCGUGGGACGCCCUGCGUAUACUGCUGUCCCAGGCCAUCUAUGGAGGGCGUGUUGACAAUGACUUUGAUCAGCGCCUGUUGAAUGCCUUCCUGGACAAGCUGUUCACAGCCAGCAGCUUUGAGAGAGACUUCCAGCUGGUCAGCAAGGUGGAUGGGAACAAGGACAUCAUCAUGCCUGAAGGCAUCCAUCGGGACCAGUUCCUGCAGUGGUCGGAGGGGCUGCCCGACAUGCAGACUCCGUCCUGGCUAGGACUGCCCAACAAUGCUGAGAAAGUGCUGCUCACAACACAAGGGGCGGACAUGAUCAUCAACCUGCUGCGGAUGCAGAUGCUGGAGGAUGAUGAGGAUGUGAUGGAGGAGGGCCGACCCCGGGCCGGCAGCAGGAAGCGCGCCACCAGCAGCGGGGACGGCCGCCCCGCCUGGAUGCGCACCCUGCUCAUGUCUGCCUCCAACUGGCUCUCACAGAUUCCUAAGAAUUUGACAGUCCUUCGUCGAACAGCAGAAAACAUCAAGGACCCUCUGUUCCGAUUCUUCGAACGUGAGGUGAAUGCUGGGUCUCGGCUGUUGAAGGAGGUCCGCACCAACCUGGAGAACGUGGUUCUGGUGUGUGAAGGCAAGAAGAAGCAGACCAAUGAAGACAGGGAGCUCAUCAGUGUUCUGGCCAAAGGCAUGCUGCCGCAGUCGUGGCGUCGGUACAAGGUUCCUGAUGGCAUGACAGUUAUCCAGUGGGUUAUAGACUUCGGCCAGCGUAUCAAGCAGCUGCACAAGAUCUCCCAGGCCACAGCUCAGGGUGGGGCCAAGGAACUUAAGAACCAGCAGAUCUGGCUGGGCGGUCUGUUUGUCCCCGAGGCCUUCAUCACGGCCACCCGCCAGUACGUGUCGCAGGCCAACAGCUGGUCCCUGGAGGAGCUCGCAAUGGAGGUGCACAUCUCUGACGGCAGCGGCAAGGACAUCCCCAGGGACGGCGGCACCUUCAUGGUCACAGGUUUGAAACUCCAGGGAGCUGUCUGUAAGCAGAACACCCUGCAGCUGAGUAAGACCAUCUCUACUGAGCUGCCCAUCACCUGCCUCCGCUGGAUCAGGGCCCAAGGAGAUGUCCAGAAGUCACCAUCAAUGGUGACCCUCCCGGUGUACCUGAACCAGACCCGUGCUGACCUGCUGUUCACGGUGGACCUGCAGACCGCAGGCAGCCGUUCUGGCGCCAACCAUGGCUUCUACGAGCAUGGUGUGGCCCUGCUGGCAGCCGAGUGGAUAUAGACAACUACUGUCCAGUCAGCAAACAUAGCCACGCUUUGGCUAUCUGUUACUGAACGUUGAAAGAAGAAUGUAACUUUUCAGAAAGGCCGUUUUGGAGAAAACAACUUUCCAUGUUCAGAAAAGGGAUAGAAGCUAUACACUUUGGCUAUCUGUUACUGAACGUUAAAAGAAGAAUGUAACUUUUCAGAUUGGCUGUUUUGGACAAAACAAACUUUCUGUGAUCAGAGAAGUGAUAGAAGCAUAGCUUGAUGCUACAGCAUUAAGGACAACUUGGUUUCUUUACCAUCUUGAUUUCCCAAUGACAGCUUCUCUUAUCAACCGAAUGAAACACAUUUUAUUGAAUAGCUUACAGCUCAGAAUGCAGAGAUUGCAAGUAGAAUGAGGUUAGAAGGGAGCGUGUAUGUGUGUGCCAACAGUGAAGGGUAGAGAGGAAGAGUAAAGUAAGGAGGAUAAAGGAGUGAGUUUACGUGACAGGGGCUUCAGUCAGAUGCUGAAGUCAGCUAUGAUGUUUAAGAAAACAGGACUGUGAGAGAGAUUGUUUGAGAGAAGUGAAGCAUGGGCGUUGGAUUGGUAAGGGUGCAGGAAAGACUGUGAGAGGAAGUGUACAGAAGAAAUGAUUUAUACUUGGAGAGGGCUCUAAAGAAGAAGGAAAGAGGUGUGAUGUGGCAUAUCACAUACUUUGCUUUAUCAUGCAGAAUGUGGUUUCUUUUUGCUGAAAUAUGAAAUAUAUGUGUAGUAAAAAUCUAUGAUGCUGUGAUCUAGAAAUUUGGUAAACUUGAGAUCAACAAUAGUAAGAGAUGCCUAACAGGAUAUCGUGGUAGUAUUGAUUGUAGUCAUGUCCUUAUUAAGGGCACUGAUCAGGUUUGUGUCAAACUAUUAACUCCAGAUUGCCUAAUGAAUUGACUAAUGUGUUUCAGAGAUAUAUUCAUGGUUAAAGUGUCAUUAGAACUGCAUUUAUAGUGAACAUUAAAGGUGUGUGAUUAUAUAGCAGGAA